Molecule: messenger RNA, 1531 nt
Organism: Mangifera indica (mango)
Lineage: Eukaryota; Viridiplantae; Streptophyta; Magnoliopsida; Sapindales; Anacardiaceae
Product: patatin-like protein 1
Exons: 7
Coding region: 147-1340 (397 amino acids)
Biological process (GO): lipid metabolic process
Molecular function (GO): glycerophospholipase activity; monoacylglycerol lipase activity
Source: RefSeq, a predicted model, not a curated record
GCAGCCCAAACCUGAAGCUCAAUCCUGAGCACGCAUCUACAAAUUUAGCCAUUCAGGCUAUCACUUUAACUCCUUCAUCCAUCUAAGUUGUACUAUUCUUCACCAUAAAUUCAUCAUCAAAGCUCGCUUCAUUUCCAUACGCAACCAUGGAAAAGCCUUCUCUCGGUGAUGACAGCAACCAAGCGACCAUGUGGGGUGACAAGAUUACAGUUCUGAGCAUCGAUGGUGGAGGAAUUAGAGGAAUUAUACCAGCAACCAUAUUGAGUUUUCUUGAAUCAAAGUUACAAGAACUGGAUGGAGAGAAUGCUCGACUUGCAGAUUACUUUGAUGUGAUUGCCGGAACUAGCACCGGCGGUUUAAUAACAAGUAUGUUGUCGGCUCCUGACGAACACGGGCGUCCCCUUUACAUGGCAAAAGACAUUGUUCCCUUCUAUCUCAAGCAUGGCCCUAAAAUAUUUCCUCGGUCCCUUCCAAUUUUUGCGAGAGUGAAGUCUUUAUUGGGACCAAAAUACGAUGGCCAGUAUUUAAGAAAGCUGGUUCAAGACAUACUUGGCCAUCGAAGACUGCACGACGCUCUAACCCGAAUUGUUAUACCAACUUUUGACAUCAACCUCCUUCAACCCACCAUCUUCUCAAAAUUUCUGGCAGAAUCAGAUGCUUCUAAAGAUGCUUUGCUAUCAGAUAUAUGCAUUGCUACUUCUGCUGCGCCUACUUAUUUUCCGGCUCACCAUUUUAAAACGAAAGAUUCGCAGGGAAAUGACUCACCGUUUCACCUCAUUGAUGGAGGAGUGGCGGCAAAUAAUCCUACAUUGCUGGCCUUGAAGCCAACAGGAACCGUGUUCCCAGGAAAUCGAGACGAGGUGCCGGCACAAGCUCUGCAAUAUGAAAAGUACCUUGUGAUAUCACUGGGCACCGGAAAUUCGAAAAUAGAGAGAAAAUACGAUGCUAAAAUGGCUGCAAAAUGGGGAAUUCUGGGGUGGCUUUUCACAGACGGAAAUUCUCCUUUAAUUGAUUCAUUUACCUCUGCAAAUGUCGACAUGGUUGACCUUCACAUGUCCUUGAUCUUCAAAUCCCUCGAAUGUGAACGAAACUACCUUCGGAUCCAGGAUGUCACAUUGACUGGGGAUACAUCGUCAACGGAUAUUGCGACAGAGAAGAACAUGCAGGAGCUGGUAAAGAUUGGUGAAAGGCUGUUGAAGAAACCUGUAUCCAGGGUGAACCUCGACAGUGGGAUUAUGGAACCAGUUGAAAAUGGAGGCACUAACGAACAAGCUCUCACAAUGUUCGCAAAAAAAUUAUCCGAGGAAAGGAAACUACGUAGGCAUAGAUUACAAAAUUAGUCUUUGCAUACAAGAAUGAGGACCGUCAACACUGUGAACAAGCCAUAUUGUAUGCUUUCUUACAUGUUGCCUUUAAUAAGAUGUAUCAAAUUUUAUAAUAUAAAAUCAUAUAUAUAAACAAAUUAUACAAAUUUAUUUAUAUAAAUUGAAAUUAUGCCCAUUCAGAGUGAUCAAACUGAGUUCUAGAUUUA